Molecule: messenger RNA, 1600 nt
Organism: Anopheles gambiae (African malaria mosquito)
Lineage: Eukaryota; Metazoa; Arthropoda; Insecta; Diptera; Culicidae
Product: cystinosin homolog
Exons: 5
Coding region: 226-1467 (413 amino acids)
Biological process (GO): L-cystine transport
Cellular component (GO): lysosomal membrane
Molecular function (GO): L-cystine transmembrane transporter activity
Source: RefSeq, a predicted model, not a curated record
CGAUGCCACCGAUUGUUAUCAGCAAGUCAUUUUCCACAAUGCAAACAACGCGUCACACUUGGCACAAUUAGCGAUAGUGCAUUAAUUAGUCUCAUUUCGUCAUCAACUUGCUCCGCUGCUCCGCCGGUCCUUGCUCCGGUGAUUCAUAACCGGUCGCGCACCGGAUCGCGAAAGAAAACUGUUCUGUCUAGUCAUGGUUGCCGCGAAGAUGUCUUGCACCGAUCAAUGGUCUCGUUUUUAGCUGCGGAAGGCGUGCGUUCACUGCCCCCAUGUGCAAAAUGCGUUUUUGGACUAUUACUUAUUAUUGCAGCAUCAACGACGGCCCAAAGCAACAAAACGCUGUUGCGCUUACAGUUUGGACCACAGGACACGACGAUUAUCGUGGGCCAAGCUAAGAAUGUAACGCUUCGCUUACACGGGCCCCUAUCCGAACCGGUAACUGUAAACUUCACGCAAACCAACGCCACUAACGCCAAUGCCUACGUGCAAGUGACACCCAGUACGAUCGCAUUCACUCCGCCACCUUCCAAUUUUAUCGACCGCUCGGAGCGCGUGUCAUUGCGCGGACUGCGGGCAGGCAUAUUCGAUCUGUUGGCCCAUCUCUCUCCCUCCAGCGCACUGGUCGACCAAAGCCAAGCGUUCGUGCGCGUCACGGUAGCGAAAUCGUGGAGUCUUAUCAGCGUAUCGUCCGUGAUCGGCUGGACGUACUUCCUCGCCUGGACGUGGUCAUUCUGGCCACAGAUAUGGGAAAAUCGGACCCGCGCCAGCGUAGUCGGCCUUUCGUUUGACUACCUCGCGCUGAACCUGCUGGGCCACACGAUGUAUGCCGCCUUCAACUGUGCGCUGUUUUGGAACGGUUCCGUACAGGCGGAGUACCUGCGGCGCAAUCCACGCGGCUUGAUACCGGUGCUGGCAAAUGAUGUGGCGUUUUCGCUGCAUGCCGUCUUUGCCACGGGGCUGAUCAUUGUGCAGUGCUUCUUCUACGAGCGUGGCCAACAGAAGGUGUCCUACACGGCGCGCGCCAUCAUGACCGUGUUCGCCCUGGUUGUGAUGAUAUCGGGCGUGUUGGUUGCUACCGGUACGUACCUUUGGCUGGAUUUCUUCUACAACCUUAGCUACAUUAAGCUAGCCGUUACAUUGGUCAAGUACGUACCGCAGGCCGUGCUGAACUACCGGCGCAAAAGCACGAUCGGAUGGAGCAUCGGUAAUGUGCUGCUAGACUUUACCGGUGGAUCGUUCAGCAUGCUGCAGAUGCUAGUCAACGGAUACAAUUAUGAUGAUUGGGAUUCUAUCUUCGGAGAUGGGGCAAAGUUUGGUCUGGGACUGUUUUCCGUCCUGUUCGAUGUACUCUUCAUUGUGCAGCAUUACAUAUUGUACAGAAACUCCAACUACAUUGAACUUCGCGGUGAAAACUAUCCCGGUCCGGGGAGCGUGACUACCGCUCCUAGGCAGAAUAUUUCCACUUAAACGAAUGUCCGGUGCAAUCCGCUUGCAGGAUCGGAUUGAAAUUACCAAGAACUAGCUAAUACGCUGCUAGAGAUAUUGAUAAAUUCAAAAGACUUAUUUCAUUUAAUAAAUUUUACAUUUAGAGGCCAUAUAA